UGCACAUACAGACUGGUCUUGUUCACUACCCUCACAUUCUCUGGCAAAGCUAGUUUGUUCCAGUUUCAUAAUGAGGAGAUGGGGACUUUUGAAGCUAUGCCAAUACACCAGAGACGAUACUGGAACACACACACACAUACACAAACCGCUCUGGUAUCCAUUUUCUUUUAUUCCCUGACAUUUGAAAGUAAAAGCCACUUCUACUAUAGCAGCAACUUUAUGAAGAUGCAAACCACUAAAAUCUUAUUUAGCAAAUUCCAAAAACAAUUCAACAGUGUACGCCACAUGGUUUUGUUUUUUUCCAUGCUAUGUGUGUUAAAGCUUAUAGAUUUGGUCAUCUCGUGUAUAAGUAUAAGGAGACCACCGGUGCUUAGUUCAUACCGAUACUUCAAUGUCCAAUACCAAAGAACAGAGCGUUGUUGAGUGUAUUACCGCGGGUUCCAUAAAGCAAGGAUCAGAAAGUCACAAUGCAGUAGUAAACAUUCAGAUAUCCUGUCAGUAUUGAAGCUCUCAACAGACAACAAGGCGUGGUUUGCUGCAGGUAGCAGGGCUUUCAAUAAAGAAUCAAUAGUGCUGCAUCGUCAUUCUCUACUGUAGCAUCAUCUCUCCACUUACACUUUUGUUAUUACACUUAAAUGAACUCACAGGGGGCUCGUGGAUCGGCACUGGCCAGCAAGGGUCCUGAUAACAUUCGGGCAUCAAAAUAUGUAUUAUUCCCUCUUAAUCUCUAACCGCUUACAUUCUGGGUUUUAAACCAAUUAGUUUCUCGGUUAACCUUCUGUCGUCAGUUUGCAGCCAUUGCUGUCUCUAGCACCCUCUGCGACCUUUGCCCUAUUCUUCUCUAGGUUUCUUUGUGUUUUAGUGCUCGAGGUACCUACCUACACUUAUUCUAGCUCUGUCCUCUUCUAUUCAUACUCCCCUCCCUUUUCCAUUCACUUUCUCCCUCUCUCUCUCUACCCUCCCCCUUCUCUCCCUCCCUCCCUCUGUCUCUUCUUUUGAAAGAGCUGGGUUCAGCAGUCUGCCUGAAACGAGCUACGCAUGCCCACACACAUUGGCUGCUGCGGUCCCCGUCUACGCUAAUCACAGGGUCUCUGUGUGUGUUUGCAUCUGACGUGUGUGUGUGUGUUCCUGGCUGCAGCACAGCAGUGAGGAUAUGCAGCUUCCUGUGCGCUGCUAGGCAGCCAAAGCUCAUUCUGCCGCAUGCCGCUUACCGCCACCAUUACGCAGAGGAAUUCCCUGCUGUCUCCACUACUGCUGCUCACGGAGAGGGCAAGUGUUGGAUAGAGAGAGGAGGAGAGAGGAGACAUGCUGCAAAGAAACACCUACAGAUAGAGGACAGAGCUGGAUCUCAUUUGGAUUUUACAUGAAGAUAUGCAGCGUUUGUUUACGAGGAAAUUACUCCGUUUAUGGGAUUUAUUGCUGACCUUUGUCCCCCUGAAUUGGGCAUGUAUGUAAGAGGGAACACUGUGUAUGUAGGUGUGUAUGCGUGAGAGAGAGUGUAAGUGAGUGUGUGUGAGUGUGUGAGUGUUCCUGAUGCGGUCAGAACGGGCAAGUCGUGUGUGUAUCGUGGUGCUGGAGGAGGUGGAGGAGGAUGAGCCCUCCUCUUCACCCCCACCUCCCCGGCCCAAAUCAUCUCCAGACCGCAGAUCCCAUCAUGCUUCUCGAAGGGCUGCUGCUCAGGAGGAGAAGCCGUCUCUGUUAAGAGCCAUCUUCAAUGUCGACCCAGAUGAAGUUCGCUCCCUCAUAUUCAAGAAAGAGGAUGUCAACAUUCAGGACAAUGAGAAGAGGACGCCUUUGCAUGCUGCAGCCUACCUGGGAGACGCUGAGAUCAUUGAACUGCUUAUCCUCUCAGGAGCCAGAGUUAAUGCCAAAGAUAACAAGUGGUUGACUCCUCUUCACCGAGCUGUCGCCUCUUGUAGUGAGGAUGCAGUGGCAGUGUUGCUGAAGCACAGUGCAGAUGUUAACGCCCGGGACAAGAACUGGCAGACGCCGCUCCAUGUCGCAGCGAGCAACAAGGCGGUGCGCUGUGCCGAGGCUCUGGUCCCGCUGCUUAGCAACGUCAAUGUGUCUGACCGGGCGGGACGCACUGCCUUGCACCACGCUGCCUUCAGUGGACACGUAGAGAUGGUGAAGUUGCUGCUGUCCAGAGGAGCAAACAUUAAUGCAUUUGACAAGAAGGACAGGAGGGCCAUCCACUGGGCAGCCUACAUGGGUCACCUGGAGGUGGUGAAGUUAUUGGUGGCCAGUGGAGCAGAGGUUGACUGUAAGGACAAAAAAGCCUACACUCCGCUCCAUGCAGCCGCUUCCAGUGGCAUGAGCAGCACAGUGCACUACCUGCUCAGCCUAGGGGUCCACAUCAAUGAGGUGAACAGCUAUGGCAACACGCCGCUCCAUUUGGCCUGUUACAAUGGACAGGACGUGGUGGUCAGUGAGCUCAUCGAGGCGGGGGCCAAUGUCAACCAGGUGAAUGAGAGGGGGUUUUCUGCUCUCCACUUUGCCUCCUCCUCACGCCAGGGGGCGCUGUGCCAGGAGCUGCUGUUGGCCCACGGCGCUCACAUCAACAUGCGGAGUAAGGAUGGUAAAACCCCCCUUCACAUGGCAGCUACCCAUGGAAGGUUCUCCUGCUCUCAGGCCCUCAUUCAAAAUGGAGCCGAGAUCGAUUGUGAGGACAAGAGCAGAAACACUGCCAUUCACAUCUCUGCCCGCUAUGGCCAUGAGCUCAUCAUCACAGCUCUCAUCAAACACGGAGCCAACACCGCCAAGAGAGGCAUUCAUGGGAUGUUCCCUCUACAUCUGGCAGCUCUUAGCGGCUUCUCGGAUUGCUGCAGGAAGCUGCUAUCCUCAGGGUUUGACAUGGACACCCCUGAUGACUUUGGAAGGUCCUGUCUACAUGCUGCUGCAGCUGGAGGGAACCUGGAGUGUCUGAACCUGCUAUUAAACAUUGGAGCGGACUUUAACAGGAAAGACAACUUUGGAAGGACUCCACUACACUAUGCAUCAGCCAACUGUAACUACCACUGUGUGUUUGCCUUGGUGGGCUCUGGGGCAAGCAUCAAUGAGCUGGACCAGAGAGGCUGCAGCCCCCUGCACUACGCUGCUGCAGCUGACACAGAUGGAAAAUGUGUGGAGUACCUGUUGAGGAACGAUGCCUAUCCAGGAAUGAGAGACAAACAGGGUUACAGUGCUGUGCACUAUGCCUCAGCUUAUGGACGCACACUCUGCCUGGAACUGAUGGCAAGUGAGACACCUCUUGAUGUGUUAAUGGAGACAUCUGGAACAGACAUCAUGAGUGACUCAGAGAGCCAGGCCCCCGUCAGUCCGCUCCACCUGGCGGCUUACCAUGGACACUGUGGAGCUUUAGAGGUUCUCUUGUCGUCCCUGUUGGAAGUGGAUGUUUGCAGCCCAGAAGGCCGAACCCCCCUCAGCCUGGCCUGCUCCAAGGGUCACCAGGAGUGUGUCUCUAUGCUGCUGCACCAUGGCUCCUCCCCCAUGACCAGUGACUAUACACAGAAGAAGACAGCCAUACAUGCUGCAGCUAUGAAUGGCCACCCAGAGUGCCUGCGCCUGCUCAUGAGCACCAACGACCAACACAUUAAUGUGGAUGUACAAGACGCCAAUGGACAGACUCCUCUGAUGUUGGCAGUACUGAAUGGACACACAGAGUGUGUGUACUCUCUGCUCAGUCAAGGAGCCAGUGUCGACAAUCAGGACCGCUGGGGGAGGACGGCCCUCCACCGAGGGGCGGUGACAGGCCAGGAGGAGAGUGUGGAGGCUCUCCUACAGCGUGGGGCCAGUGUGUGUGUCAGAGACAUCCUGGGCCGCUCCCCUGUUCACCUGGCGUCCGCCUGUGGCCGUGUGGGUGUCCUGGGGGCCCUUCUGCAGGCCACCACCAGCACCACCUCACACACACACCUCACUGACAACCAGGGCUACACACCACUGCACUGGGCCUGCUACAACGGAUAUGAUGCCUGCGUGGAGGUGUUGUUAGACCAAGAGGUGUUCAAGAAGAUUAAGGGCAACUCUUUCAGUCCACUGCACUGUGCCGUUAUGAGCGACAAUGAGGGAGUGGCUGAGAUGUUAAUUGACUCUCUGGGCACAACUAUUGUCAACACCACUGACUCCAAGGGCAGGACCCCCCUUCAUGCCGCAGCUUUUUCCAACCACGUGGAGUGUGUUUCCCUUCUGCUGAGCCAGGGAGCUCAAGCAAACAUAGUUGACACACUCAUAAGCAGCACACCGCUGAUGAUGGCAGCUCUAAACGGACAGACCAAUACUGUGGAGAUGUUGGUGAGCAGUGCGAAAGCAGACUUUACACUACAGGAUACAAACAGGAACACCGCUUUACAUUUGGCUUGCAGCAAGGGUCAUGAGACGAGUGCCUUGUUGAUUCUGGAGAAGAUCAGCGAUAAGAACCUCAUCAACUGCACCAACACUGCUCUCCAGACGCCCUUGCAUGUAGCAGCUAAGAAGGGAUUGACAGUGGUGGUCCAGGAGCUGCUGAGGAAAGGAGCCAGUGUUUUAGCAGUGGACGAGAACGGUUACACUCCUGCUCUGGCCUGCGCUCCCAAUCGUGACGUGGCCGACUGUCUAGCACUCAUCCUCAACUCCAUGAUGCCCACCUCCCCUAUGGUCACCAUAGCAGCUUCGCCUGCGCACUCUCUCACUCAGACAGUCAUCAACCACCACCCCACCAACAACCACGUCUCCAAAGGCGUGGCCUUUGAUGCCCCUCCCUCUCUGAGGCCUGACCAUGCUUCAUACUGCAAACCGGAGCGGCCGCUGACCUCCGUCUCUGGCGAUAAUGAACUGAAUGACUCCGAUUCGGAAACAUACUGAGGACAUGUCUGCUAUUGGACAGAGUCCCACACUACUGACAAGCUAGCCAGCCACUCAGGAGCCUUAAUAGAUCACUGACAAGGAACUAAAAGAGGGAGAAAAUAGAGCCAGUGUGCAGAUUAUUUUUAGGUAAGCUUCUUGAAAUCUAAAAAUAACCUUUGUUCCAAAAAAGUGCAUACCCACGGGGUGAAAAAUAAUAAUAAGGUCAAUACACACUAUGUUUAUCUCAGACACCAUCACUGUAGGGUCAGUAACAUGGCCAGUGUCUUUUUAAUUUUCAAGCAAUGUUUUCCUUUUUAAAUUAAGUAUCUCCUCUUUGCUGAUACUUUUUGGAGUGGUUUUAAGCCUUUUCAGAGUUUUUCCUUCAAUUAACACUAGAAGAGCGUCUACUGGAGAGACGCUCAGAGGACCGAUUGUCUAAAGAAAGAAACAGAUGAUAAUCUUAUGGGACCAGGAGAUUGAUUACUGUUUUCCCUUCUGUACUUGAGUUUUUAUUCAUGGCAGACACUGAUGGCUGUCACUCAUGCACAUUGCUAAUGCUGCGUCAGUGUUCACCACUUGUCAAUUCCUUGGAGAAGUCAUUAUUUAAUCGUAUAAAUGUGUUCAAAGUGGAGACUGAAUCCAUGGGAACUGAUCAGGACAGCAGGUGACUGUCAGACGCAUUUACUUUAUGAUUGGUCCAGGAGUCAUUUGAUAGAUGACCCGAAUUAGCUGCUUAAGGAACUUUUAACUUGCAAUGCUGUAACUACUCAAUGACUGUGUACUGUACAAGAGACUGGGGAAAGUGGCUGACACUGUGUGUGUGUGUGUGUGUGUGUGUGUGUGUGUGUGUGUGUGUGUGUGUGUGUGUGUGUGUGUGUGUGUGUGUGUGUGUGUGUGUGUGUGUGUGUGUGUGUGUGUGUGUGUGUGUGUGUGUGUGUGUGUGUGUGUGUGUGUGUGUGUGUGUGUGUGUGUGUGUGUGUGUGCAGCGAGAGAAAAUGGAUAAAUAUUUACUUUUUUUUAAAAAGAAAAAGCAACUUUCAGGCAGAGGAUGAACGCUACUGGUGAAGUUUGUAAAGAUUAAGUAUUGAACAAAUAAAGGGAUUUGUUUUUGAUUUA
Cyclopterus lumpus (lumpfish) is the source of this 5937-nucleotide messenger RNA. RefSeq names its product serine/threonine-protein phosphatase 6 regulatory ankyrin repeat subunit A (gene ankrd28a). NCBI's taxonomy places the organism in Eukaryota, Metazoa, Chordata, Actinopteri, Perciformes, Cyclopteridae. The transcript is spliced from 29 exons. The record is from RefSeq and is a predicted model, not a curated record. Gene Ontology annotation, cellular component: cytoplasm. Bases 1534 to 4839 code for a protein of 1101 amino acids. Gene Ontology annotation, molecular function: protein binding.